Molecule: messenger RNA, 408 nt
Organism: Malassezia globosa CBS 7966
Lineage: Eukaryota; Fungi; Basidiomycota; Malasseziomycetes; Malasseziales; Malasseziaceae
Exons: 1
Coding region: 1-408 (135 amino acids)
Cellular component (GO): endoplasmic reticulum
Molecular function (GO): adenyl-nucleotide exchange factor activity
Source: RefSeq, a predicted model, not a curated record
AUGUCCAACCGAACAGCUGACGAGUUGCUAAAGUGGGGACUACGAAAUGCGCCCAUGAAUGAAGAUGGCACAUCGUCCUUGACGCAAGUAGCGGCCGAUGUUGCAGCCGGGCGACGACCGGACCUGACGGACCCAGGUCUAUAUGACGCCAUUAUGGGUAAGAGCGAGGCGCAAAUGAUGCAAGAGGAGCUGAGUGUCGCUGUGAAUGCGGCAAGGACUGUGGAAGAUCGCUGUACGGCGCUCGAUAACUUUGAAAUGCUUGUUGAGCAGGUCGACAAUGCGAAUAAUAUGGAGCCGCUGGGCAUGUGGCCACCUGUGCUGUCGCUGCUGGAGCCGCACGUAGCAUCAGACGAACCGGAUCCUAGUCGCAGCCGCGUGGGUCGUUGGUACAGCCGUGCAGAACAAUGA